Aplysia californica (California sea hare) is the source of this 1762-nucleotide messenger RNA. Its product is annotated as vasopressin V2 receptor. Gene Ontology annotation, biological process: G protein-coupled receptor signaling pathway. Gene Ontology annotation, cellular component: membrane. The transcript has 4 exons. The coding region runs from base 410 to 1702 and encodes 430 amino acids. Gene Ontology annotation, molecular function: G protein-coupled receptor activity; peptide binding. The record is from RefSeq and is a predicted model, not a curated record. Lineage: Eukaryota; Metazoa; Mollusca; Gastropoda; Aplysiida; Aplysiidae.
GCUGGCUGCACAACAAUGUGUGAUCUGUUUUUAGGCCCGGGAAAUGCAAAUCGAAUUACAGAUACCAAUAGCGCCAUUUGACAGAAACUCAACCUGUCGGUUUUGAAGAUAAUCAAAGUUUUAAAAUGAUAUGUAUUUCUUUUUCUUUCAGAGUCAAGGCAAGCCGGCUGUAGAGUUGUGAGAAACCGGUCACCCCCCUCGCCAGCUUUCUAAACUAAACACAAGCUCUCCUGUCCAAUAAUACGCAAAUUCUUCAUGAGACAAAGUAGCCAUCGCUGCUUGCUGGUAUUAGGCUGACAAAAGAAUGGCUUACCGAGUUGACGUUAUCCACAAGUAACAGGUCGUCUGUUGGCGUUGGAGAAAGAAGAUUCCCACUGCAGCUCCAGAAACUUGCCUAGAACCAGUUGCCAUGGCAACAGACUCCCUCAUCAGCCCAUCCUCCAACAUGGGAAACCCCCAGGUGACCACCCCCACCAAAGCCCUAGUGUCCUGGAGUUCGAUACUCUCCGGCAACGACUCGUUUGGCAACGGGACCAACUUUACCCUUGCAUCAGAUUAUGAAGAGGAGCUGGAAAAAACGGUGCACGACAUGGAAUACAAUACAGACAUCAGGAAAGCUAUACUCUACGUCCAGAUCGUGGUGGGCAUCACGGGAGCGCUCAUGCUGUUUUUCUAUAUGCUGCACUCACGGAGACUGUCACGAGUGAACGCGCUGAUCCUGAACCUGUGUGUGGCUGACCUUAUGGUGGUGACCUUCUCGUGCGUCACUCAGCUGGUGUGGGAGCACCUGGACCGGCGCUGGCUAGCUGGUGACGUCAUGUGUCGGCUCAUCAAGCUGCUCCAGAUCUUCGCCAUCUGCGCCAGUACCAACAUGCUGGUGGUCAUUGCCGUGGAUAGACACCAGGCCAUUACGGCGCCCUUGAGGAAGCAGUUUUCAGUGCUGGUCAUGGCGGCUGUGGGCUGGGGUGCCGCCCUCCUCUGCUCCCUCCCAAUCCUCUACGUGUUCCAUGUCCGAUACGACGAGAAGAAGAACGUGACCCUGUGCGAGAACAUCUUCCGCAACCGACCUCGUGAGCACCGACAGGCUUUCCUCACCUACGCCGGCCUCGUCAACUUCCUCAUCCCGCUCAUCAUCCUCUGUGUCUGCUACAUCCGAAUCUUUCUGAAGAUCGCGCGCAAAGCGUCUGACAGCCGGACGACCAAACGGCAGAGUUUCAAACCGGGCAAGAUCCACCUGACCAGCAGUACGACCUCCGCCACGCUACAGAGCGCCAAACUCAAGACCCUCCGGAUGACAGUGGUCAUCGUGACCUGCUUCAUCGUCUGCGGGCUGCCUUACUUCAUCGCAGAGAUGAUCUUGUCCUACGGCGACUUCCACAUGCUCAGCAAGUCUGUCUACGCCCUACUUGGCGGUAUAGCUGUGGCCAACUCCGCAGUCAACCCGUACAUCUUUUUGCUGUUCAGCGUGAACCACCAUUGCUUGAGGAGUCUGAAGAUGUGCCCGGCACAGACGGGGCCCAAUAACAGACAGCUCAUGUACAAUGGUAGUGUCAGGUCACGUGAGUACUCCACGGCCGCCUACUCACGGACACCAGUCACUAACGUGUCCACCACAGACGCCCUGGAGCUGACCACAACCACCAACACAAAGGCUAACAAAGAGGCCCGAUUCUACCAGCUUAAAAAGUCGCUGGGCGUGUAACCUUCACCACACACUGACUAAACACUUGAGACACUAAUAACAGGCCUAGUGUGUAACACU